Molecule: messenger RNA, 2037 nt
Organism: Drepanopeziza brunnea f. sp. 'multigermtubi' MB_m1
Lineage: Eukaryota; Fungi; Ascomycota; Leotiomycetes; Helotiales; Drepanopezizaceae
Biological process (GO): UDP-glucose transmembrane transport
Cellular component (GO): endoplasmic reticulum-Golgi intermediate compartment; cis-Golgi network; Golgi apparatus
Molecular function (GO): antiporter activity
Source: RefSeq, a predicted model, not a curated record
AUGGCCUCCUCUUCCCAACCUCCGGCAUCCCCUCUGCCAACUCACGGCUCCGGAUUCCCCUUACCGCGGCUCCCAUCGACGUCCGACCUGUCUAAUAACUCUCCAGACGCAGAUGCCGCGACCGCAUUAGGGGGGUUACAGUCGCAGGAACCAGGAGAACGAGAACAAGAACAAGAACAAGAACGAGAACAAGAACGAGAACAAGAACGAGAACGAGAACGAGGACGAGGACGAGAACAAGAACGAGAACGAGAACAAGAACGAGAACGAGAACAAGAACGAGAACGAGAACGUGGGAGCAGAGAUAUGGAUCCAGGGGCGCAAGGCCACAGGCGGCGGAAGAGCAGUCUCAUGAACCCGCCCAGUGUCUCUUCUAUACCUCCAAAUUCGAAUGGCACCAAGGGGAAACCAAGACGGAGCUCCAAGUCCAUCACAACAGGCGCUGACGAAGAAGACCCCAAGGUAGAACGCACCUCAGACGACAGCACGAGCGAGGAUCUGGAAUUAGACGAGCUGAGUGACGAUGGACUUCAAGAUGAUGAGGAGACGGGCCUGACAGGCAAGAUUAAGGGACGGAGGAGACAGAGCAGGAGGAAGAACACGCUGCUCGAUCAGAGGAUCGCAGGAGAUGGGCACGCCGGUGUGAAGAUCGCUAUCACGGCCGAGGAAAAGAAGGAGGCGGAUCAGAAUGUGGUGAAGAACAGCUUGAUAAAUGGGCUGUUGAUCGGGCUGUGGUAUGUCUUCUCGCUGUCGAUAUCCAUAUACAAUAAAUGGAUGUUCGACCCCAAACACCUCGAUUUCCACUUCCCGCUCUUCACAACCUGCUUCCACAUGCUCGUGCAAUUUACGCUCGCCUCUACCGUCCUCUACUUCCUGCCGCAGUUUCGGCCUCGCUAUGAUUCUCUCAGCAACCCGCAUAAUACCCACCCUGCGGACGAUGCCACCGAGCAGCACGAUGUUGACUCCAAAAAGCCGCUCAUGACGAGGAUGUUCUACUUAACGCGGCUAGGACCGUGUGGUAUGGCCACAGGUUUAGAUAUCGGGUUGGGGAACAUGAGUCUGAAGUUCAUUACCCUCACAUUCUACACUAUGUGCAAAUCUUCCUCCCUCGCCUUCGUCCUUCUCUUCGCCUUCCUCUUCCGCCUCGAAACCCCCUCCUGGCGCCUCGUCGCCAUCAUCGCCACCAUGACAGCCGGCGUAAUAAUGAUGGUCGCAGGCGAAGUCGACUUCUCCGUCCUAGGCUUCAUCCUCAUAAUCUCCGCUGCCUUCUUCUCUGGAUUUCGCUGGGGCUUGACGCAGAUUCUCCUUCUACGCAACCCCGCGACCUCCAACCCGUUCAGUUCAAUAUUCUACUUAGCGCCCAUAAUGUUUUUCUCCCUCCUACUGAUCGCUAUCCCUGUCGAGGGAUUCCCCGCCCUCGCUGAGGGAUUCGUCAUCCUUGUAGAUAAGAAAGGCCUGCUCCUCGGCCCCCUUUUACUGCUCUUCCCCGGAUGCAUCGCCUUUCUAAUGACCGCAUCAGAGUUCGCCCUCCUGCAACGCACAUCCGUCGUGACCCUCUCUAUCGCCGGCAUCUUCAAAGAGGUCGUCACCAUCUCCGCAGCCGGCCUCGUGUUCCACGACCCGCUAACCCCCAUCAACAUCUCCGGCCUGUUCGUCACCAUCGGCGCCAUCGCCGCGUACAACUGGAUCAAGAUCCGGAAGAUGCGCGACGAUGCGCGGCUGGAGGCGCACGGGAAACGGGUCGGCGUGGAGGGUGAGCGUGGAUCUUUGGACGAGGGCGACGACGAUGACGAGGAAAGCGAUGGAGAGAGGGACAAGGACUGGGGCCGGACGGGGGGCAGCUAUGUCACGUCCGACGGCGACAUCCUGCCAGACUCAUUCGGCGCGAAGAGAGGCGAGAGCUCGAACGGGAUGGUGAGAGGAGGAGAGGGAGGCAGAUCAAAUCCACAAGAACAGCCGAGGCAGCAGCAGCAGCAGCGUAUAGAGGAAGAGGCGGUGGCGUUACUAGCGACGAGUAAGAAAGAGCUAAGCGAAUGA